AUGGAGCCGGUAGGACGCGCUGAGCAUGAGGAACAACCAGUUGCUCAACAUUCUGACGGAUCUUUAACGGGACUGACACGUGUACCAGCAAAACAAGUACCAGAAGAAAGUGAAAAGUCAACGGUAACGUCAACUGCAGAAACACCUAAAGGGGGUUCCCUUGCUUCUCCAACUCAUCCUAGAGGCCCAUCUGGGACUGACGUAAAAGGUGCUGGUAAUAAUACAGAAACAUCGCAGACUGUUGCAUUGGCUCAGUCGCGGGAAGAGACAGUCCCAAACCAGGGAACAAACGUUGAAACUUCAAGGAGUGUAUCCAAGGGUGAUCCAACACCACCUGAUGUUAAGACGCAGGAGCCCAACCCUCAAACGGCACAACCACCACAGGACACUCAACAAAGUGGCAGCACACCCAAUGACACUACCGCAGGUAACACAAAUACGGUUCAUGGGGAAGAAGGAGGUCCACAGUCUCCUCAACCAUCUUCUUCUGCAUCUCCUCAAGCUAAUGGAACUGAGGGUGGUGGGAAUUCCGCAGAUGCAACAACGAAUAACUCAGAGAAUACAGACCCUGCCGCUCCCAAUACACCCAAUAAUGAGGAAUCAACCUCAACCACCACCACCACAACAACAACACUUCCUCCUGAACUCACAAACAAGAAGAAGGGUGAUGCAGACAGCAGCAGCAGUACCAGCAGUUCUGUAUGGGUGCGUGUACCACUACUGAUUGUGGUUACACUGGCCUGUAUUCUUGUGUGCUGA
Messenger RNA from Trypanosoma theileri, 759 nucleotides. RefSeq lists its product as uncharacterized. The record is from RefSeq and is a predicted model, not a curated record. The coding region runs from base 1 to 759 and encodes 252 amino acids. The transcript has a single exon. Lineage: Eukaryota; Euglenozoa; Kinetoplastea; Trypanosomatida; Trypanosomatidae.